GAAGAGAUGUCAUCAAAGACAACUGAAAAUUGUAUCGGGCAAGAAUCUGAUAGACGUGUCAACGAAGAAGAUUACCAGCAACAAUCUUGUGAAGCAUCUGAAAAUGAAGUUGUCGAAAGCGCUGAUCGAGUUGAUGAAAGCCGAGAUGAGGAAGGUGAACGGCAAGGAGUAAUGAAUGAAUGCAGUGUGGAAGAGGACAAUGUUAAUGAAAGGAGCGAAACUGAAGAAAACAGUGGUGAUGAAGGGAACAACAGUGAAGGAGACAGUGGUAAUGAAGGGAACAACAGUGAAGGAGACAGCGGUGAUGAAGCGAACAAAACUGAAGAAGACAGCGGUGAUGGAUCGUGCGAAACUGAGGACGAUGUUGAAGAAGGGAGCCAUGCUGAAGAAGGUAAUAUUGAUGGAGCCACAAAAAUUGAAGAAGACAAUAUUAAUGAAGCGAGCAACAUCAAAGAAAGCAAUGUUGAUAAAGGGAGCAACAAUGACUCGUCACUGGAAAUUGAUAAUGAUAAGGACAAGAGAGAGGAGCAAAACGCUAUCGGA
This is a messenger RNA of Anisakis simplex (herring worm), 543 nucleotides long. The record is from the annotation of a GenBank genome assembly. NCBI's taxonomy places the organism in Eukaryota, Metazoa, Nematoda, Chromadorea, Rhabditida, Anisakidae.